GGACUUGAUUCCCUCAGUUGAUAAAUUCAUUAUGUUCUCACAGAGCUUUGCUGAUUUUCUUGAACUGUGCUGAUUAUCCUCCCAUUACAGCUGCAAACACACACAAGUUGGGGGAUGGAAGUUAGGGAGAGACCUUUAGAGACCCUGGUGUGACUAGGCUGUGCAAAAGCUGUGGUUGUGUCCAGAGAGGCAUGGUGCUGGGAAGAGCUAGCUAUUCAGUCUAGGUAAAAGAAGAGUUUCCAAGCAGACCUUCCAAAAGGGCAAGACUGCCUCUUCUCCCAGGUGUUCCCUGUUCUGAAGAAUACUUUACUUGGAGUAUAUUCUGCAGAGCCAGGACCUGCCGGGUGCCCUGCACUGUGUAUCCACUUGAGAACAGAGCAGUGACUCUUGCCAGCAGCUACUAAAUGAUGAGUGACAGAGUGGGUGAUAAGGAGGCAGCUGUUCAUUCCCCUUUAUUAGUAUAGGCAAGGAAACCAAUGUGACUUGCCCAAGCUCAUGCAAUGAGGUGAAACAUUUUUGUGACGAUUUUUCAAGCCAUGGGCUCCUCCCAAAGGUGACCAGGCCUUCCCCACCCGUUUCAGACCUGCCUGGACCUGUAUGUAGUUGCUGCCCUGGGAGCUAAGGCUCCUCCCCAAACAAACCCAAAGAUCUUGGAGACUUUCUAGACCUGGCCUUUCUUCCCUGCGUGUUUCAUCAGGCUCUGCCUUUUCCCUGCCCUUGUUUUCCACAGGUUUUGGCUGGUAUCAGGAAAAGGGUCCCAUCCAAUGGCCUCUCCCUCUGGGGAGCCAGAGUUCCUGACCUGUGGGGCCUGUGACAUGGUUUUCCGAUCCCAGGCCCUCUUGGCCACCCACACCCACCGCUUCUGCAUUGGCCACUCCAGCCAGAAGGUGACACUUGGAGCACAGCCCUCAACAGCCACUGAACCAGGGAGCCUCGUGGUAAGGGCCUCUCUUGCCAUGGAUGGGCAUUCAGGUGCGCCAGAAGAACCCCAGGGCAUCCCAGACCAGGAGGCUAGCAAGUGGGCUCUAAAGAGGCUAACUGAGGAGGUGCAGCGUCUGCGGCUUUGCCUGCAGGAAAUGCAAUCCCGGGUAACAGAGAUCCCCAGGGGGUCAGAGGGGCACUGGAGGUGCUCAGGUUCAGAGGCCCCGCCUCAAGACCUCAACUCCAACGCCACGGGAAGCCCAGAUGAGCGGCUGCGGGCGCUGAACGAGAAUUACGCAAGGCGCGUGGCAGAGACCAAGGCCCAGGGUCGGGCCCUGGAGCGACGCGGCGAGGAACUGAGCCAGCGUCUCGAGGGUGUGGCCAGGACCCGGGGCGGGAUAGCCCGUCCAUUAGGCCUGGAGCGAGAGCUUCGAGAACUCUGGACUGACGCCGGACGGACGCGGGGAGCUCUAAAGGCGUUAGAGGGCCGCGUCCAACAGCUACAGCCCCUGACAGGGCCCCGGCUGAAAGCCUUCGCAGAGGCUGAACUCGGUUUUCCGGUGGUCCAGGCCAACCCAGGGACUCUGGCUGCCGAGAUCGGGGCCCUGCAUGAGGCCUACGUUCGGGGCGGGGGCCGGGACCCCGGCCUUCUGGGCCAGAUGUGGCAGCUACAAGUGGAGGCAUCAGCACUGGAGUUGUGGCGGUCGCGGGCGCGCAGGGGUAAACAGGAGGGAAGGGCAGGUGCCGCCUCGGGGAAGCUUCGGGUAGUUGAGGCCGAGAACCAGCGCCUGGAGGCAGAAAUCCUGUGUCUGCAGAUGCAGAGGGGUGCAGGCAGAAUGCCCUGGGGUCCCAGGGAUCUGCCCAGUCCCAGAGCUCACCUGAGGGGUAGGGGAGAUCCCCCACUCCUCCCGCCGCUGGUGGCUCCCCCACUGCCGCCGUUUCCACCAGCCACAGACGCCGUGUUUUGGGGUGGCGCUGGCAAGGCUCCGCUGCUUUCUGGAACUACGGUUAGGAACCUGGGGCUGGACCCACACCUCCUACCACCGUCUGACGUGCUGGGCCCUGACCCCUACGACCCUGGGGCCGGUCUGGUCAUCUUCUAUGACUUCCUGCGAGGCCUUGAGGCCUCUUGGAUUUGGGUGCAGCUAGUGACUGGCUUGGCUCGAGAUGGACAGGAUACAGGAGGGACCACGGCGUUGCCCCCCGCCAUUUGUUUGCCCCCACCUCCAGCUCCUGGGCCCAUGGGCAACUGUGCUAUCCUUGCCAGCAGGCAGCCUGUGCCCAGACUGCCACCCUCACCAUCAGUAUCCUUGGUCUGUGAGCUGUGGGCCUGGCAGGGGCUAGCAUGGGCUAGGACACCACAACCAAAGGCCUGGGCCUCCCUAGUACUAUUCAACCGGGAUCAGCAGGUGUUAAGUGGCCGCUGGCGCCUCCCACUUCAGUCCUUUCCUGUGGACUCCAGCCUUAGCCUUGGGCAGCUGAACGGGAUUCCCCAGGCAGGUGAGGCUGAGCUCUUUCUGCGGCUGGUGAAUGCGAGAGAUGCAGGUGUCCAGACACUGGCAGAGGUCAACCCAGCAAAUGCCCACGAGUACCAGGACCCACCUCUGAUGUCCAGCUCAUCUUCGCUGGAAGCCAGCACCCUCACCCCCUCAGCUGGCUUUGCUGAUCCACCACCUCCUGCAGAGGAACCCCUUAAUGGACUCAAAGAUAGAGAUGAGAGUUUGGGUCCUCACCAGAGUAUUGUCCCACCCCCAUGAGUUUCUGAGCCCAGAUACUGACUGCAGAUAUGAGUGUCUUAACAUGCACAGGACUAGGGCCUGGACUGAGCUGUGUUCUCAGACCUGUGGCUUUACUACUCCACAUCCUAACAUAGGGUCUGAAGUCAAACAGCUGUUAUGAGCACAGUGUUAGUUCCAACCACAGCUUUACCACGUUCCAUGAGUACUUGACCUUUCCGUGCUUGUUUUCUUUUAUAAAACAGAUUGAUGUAAGGAUUAAAUGAGUGUCCCACAUGUUUACAACACCGUUCGGCACAUAGGAAGUUCUCUGUAAGGUGACGAGGGGUAUUUUAAUUCCAGCUAAUGGAACUUGAUAAACUCAUUCCCACUUGGUCUUUUGCUUAAAGCCAUUCUUAUUGCUGCACUUCAUACAAAUCCCAGCUCAGAACACCCUCCAAGAAACUUUCCAGACAUUUAAGCUCCUCAUAAAUAAGCAGCUCUGUAGCCUUCUGUAUUUAUAGAUUCAGGGUAGGGUCCUAGCCCAAGUGGGAUCACAUGUGACAUCUAUACUUGUCCUGGCCCCAGAUCCCACUGUCAAUCAGAGGAGGUCAGGAGUCUGAGACUCAAUUGUGUCAUAACUGUACUGGCCUGACCAAAAAAAAAAAAAAAGCCUCAGGACACAGAACACCCAAUACAAGAGCAUGUUCAGGAAGGAAGUUCAAAGCCAGAAUAAGCCAGAGAUUCUGCAGCCGUGAGUCACUGUUACCAGGCCACAAAAAAACUCCAUUUUGAGUAGCAAAAAAAUCAAUGCUGAAAACUGCGGUUUACUUGGGGGUCCCUCUGUGUGCAUCAUAGGAUGUUAAAACAGUAGAUUUUAACCUACUGUCUAUCCUAAGUAGCCCUGUGGGUAUUAGAAUGAUUAAAUAAAAUCCCCACAUCCCACACUGAACUGCUCCAGGCAGCCCAGCAUCCCACUGUUAAGAUCUUUAAGCACAAGUCCGGCCCAGGAGCCUUUUAGCAUAUUUAUUUGAGAAGUCAGAACUGCAGAAGGGUAACAAUUCCAAGUUUUAAUACAGUUCAACCUUUCUAUACAGAAAAUUAUAGAACAACCAGCCAGCCUCCCCACAAAGAUUCUUCCAACCACAUUCAAAGUGUCCAACACAAUCCCUCAGCCUUUCAAACCACUGAACUCAAUUCUCUACAAUUAAAUAGACCAGUUGUUUUCCUCAGAGAUCACUUUCCCCAAGUUUUCUUCAAAGUUCUUUUUCCAAGGUAGGAUUAAGGCCCCAGUUGGAGAGGUGGGUAGAGAACAGAACCACCCAAGGCCUGACUGGAGGCUGCCUUAGAGCAAACAGCCAAGGUCCAUCAUCCAUGAUCAGCACCAAAGAGCAAGAUCUUCAUCAAGUCUUCUCUUUGUAGUUCCCAUUCAGGGACAGCACCACUGAAGGUUUGCAAGACAGCUGGGCUCAGCCAGGCAUUUAAAAAUGGAAAAUAUAGCACCGUUGGAAGAUGAGGGGCCUAAAGUCAUACUUGAUCUGAUCACCUACACAUUACACAGAAAUUGGGAAUUAAAACUUCCAGCACAGAGGUCAGUACAGAAGGGAUUUAAAAAAAAAAAAAAACCUUUGGCCACUAUAUAAAACCUGGAGUGCUCCAA
This is a messenger RNA of Loxodonta africana (African savanna elephant), 4296 nucleotides long. It is a transcript of the gene CCDC17, whose product is annotated as coiled-coil domain containing 17. The record is from RefSeq and is a predicted model, not a curated record. The transcript is spliced from 13 exons. NCBI's taxonomy places the organism in Eukaryota, Metazoa, Chordata, Mammalia, Proboscidea, Elephantidae. Bases 765 to 2678 code for a protein of 637 amino acids.